UCAGGGAAGAGCCAGGGAACAUUUAGACCAGGACAGGGUCUUCCAGAGGGAGGCCAGAGACGACGAGCACCAUUUGCAGGGUGCCAGUGGACCCCGACUACAGUAGCACUGUGCAGUACAGUACUUACUUACUGUAGCAGCCAGCCAUCCAAACCCAAUCCCAAUCCCGUACCCAAACCCAAACCCAAACCCAAACCCAAACCCAAACCCAAACCCUUCUGGGCGUCGAGCUAGAACCAAAGCUAAGGUAGACCGUAGCCGUGCCCUUCGCCGUCUGCACUUUCUUUGGGACCCGCUACCAGGACGUCGACCACCGUUCGUUCAAUUACAUACAUACCUACCACGACCCAGCAGUACUUCUCGUCUCCUCGACUAUUCGUUCGUUCGCUCUCCUUUCCCAGGACCAGAGACUCUGACGCCAGACGCCAGCGACUGUGCCAACACCGGCAGCCGUCUUCACCGUCACCGUCACCGAACCCACUACUUCAACAGCCAGAUACCCACCCACUUCCACGUCACUUGCAUUCUCUACGCACCACCACUUCACUUCGAUUCAAUCCGGUCUCUACAACCUCGUCUUCUACAUACCUCUAACCACGUCACAACAUUACAUUACAGUCUAUUACAGGCUUCCUCGAAUACAGCGAAACCCCACCUGCUACGAACAGCAGAUGAUAGUAUAAAAGCAACAGCGACCUCUGCGACGAAUUUCCUAUACAUAAUUGUCUCGAUGGUUGUGACCAUGGCCAACAAUGGAAUGCCCCUCCCUGUUCGCCCCGAACACCAAACCAGCCAACCUCCCCCACCAAAUUACAUAGAGUAUGGGCGCACCUACUGUGGCUUCAGAAAUGGCAAAUACAUGUUUCCAAUUGACGAGUCUGAGAUGGAUCGCAUGGACAUCUACCACAAAUUCUUCUCGGUCGCCAGAAAUGAAGAACUGCACGCCACGCCCUUUAGCCCGAACUAUGAUAAAGGGCCCAGGAUAUUGGAUUUGGGCUGUGGAACAGGCAUUUGGGCGAUUGAUAUGGCAGAGAAAUAUUACCACCAUCACGCAGAGGUGCAGGGGAUAGAUCUGGCACUGAUUCAACCUGCAAAAAUUCCGCCGAACUUGACUUUUGCCCAGCGAGAUAUCGAGUCCCCAUGGUUUUGGUGCGAUGUUGAUUCUUGGGAUAUGAUCCACAUGCGGAUGCUGGCAGGAAGCAUAACUAGCUGGCCAACCACAUAUGCACAAAUUUUAAGGCAUUUGAAACCAGGCUACGGAUGGCUGGAGCAUGUGGAGAUUGACAUAGAGCCACGGUGCGACGACGGUACCCUCCCUGCGAAUUCCAGCCUCAUACAAUGGAGCAGACUGCUAUUGGAUGCGACAGAGCGCGCUUACAGGCCGCUGGCAUACAACCACGACACAGGAGCAAUGCUUCACAGAGCAGGCUUCGUGGACAUCAAAGAGCAGGUCAUCAAAAUUCCCCUGAACCCGUGGGAGAACGACCCUCAUCAGAAAGAUAUUGGGCGCUGGUAUAAUCUCGGUCUUACGCAAGGCUUGGAUGCACUUACCACGGCGCCUCUGACACGGAUGAGCCAGUGGACGAAAGAAGACGUGGAUAGAUUGAUUGGAGAUGUCAAGAGGGAGGUCUGCUCCAAGAAGCACCACGUCUACUGCAAUAUGUGAGUUGUGAUUCUGCCUAUCCAUUGCCCUAUUCGCGCAACAAAUUUUUCCUAAAAUUGCCUCUAUGACGUCCAAGCUAACAUGUUUCCGCUAAUUAGGCACAUUUGGAUUGCUCGCCGGCCAGCCAAUGCUUGAGUCCUUCCGCAGCGAGAAUUAACAAGCCACCCUUCAAACGCCAGCCUGCAGCACACCUCGCGGCUCUUCUCUCACACCACCCUCGGAUUCGACGGGAUCUCAAUGACCAACCUGUAUUCAAUUUACCCGAACAAAAUACAAAAAUGCGGUACAGACAACCCAACCCGUCUAAGCCUGGGCAAGGCAGACCUCUCAAUCAAACGAAAUGGGCCCCCUCCCUUCCUUAACCGCAUUGUAGUACCAUAUGCGCGCGCGCAGAAAGACUGGGUUAGAUGCAUAUGCAGCUCUAAGCGCCUGCAGAUGUAACCCCUCCUCCCUCCUCUCCCUGACCUGGCUCAUUACACUUCAAUUACGGCCGAAAUUCCGCUCGGUACGCGAACAACCUGCAAUUUCUGGCGGCUGCCCGGAUCGAUUUACCACCUUCCCCGAUGAGCUGUUCUGCUCCGUGUUUCAAGCGUGGCGCAUCGCAUGGUCAUUUCAAGAAGUUCACUGCAGACCAUACUACGGCCUGCUUUGGUGUUGUGUGUUGGGGUCGGGUUUCGAGGUUGAAUAAAUGUGUGUUUUGUGGACUCGUAUGACCAGUACGCCGAGAAAACAUCCAAUCGGCAUUUCGUAGCUCUUCCCUGUCCCUCAAUCCCACUGUUGGUUUUUUUUUGUUGGAAAACAUCCCUGUACGACGCUCCGGACCGAAGCGAAGCGAGGACCCCCGCUCAGCCCAGACCAACCAGCACGGGAGGAACGAAACGAGUCCUGGGACAGGAGUCGCAAAGUGACAGAUUUUGGGCAUGUUGGUGUUGGAUUUUGGGUUUUGUGUGAGGGUAAUGAAGAUUUGCGUUUGGGAUGGAUUGACCACUAACCGGCACUCCGGGAGCGCAAGGAUGGCAUGAUGUUGGUGUUGGUGUUACAUGAUCGAGAGGGUGAUUGCAGAGGCGCAGUGAACACUGUGUUACAGACCAGACCAGGUCAGCAAGCCAGCAAACCAGCCAGCUGAAAUAGGGAGCAUGCCAAUUUGUCGGAGGGAGACCUGUUCGUUGGGUGGUGGAUCGGCUGGGAGUUAAGUCAAUUGGAUUUGACCGGACUCGAUUGGAUAGGAGUAACAUCGAAGGGGUUUUCGGCCAUUCUGAGGUCCCAGAGAAAAUGGCUAUGCGGGCGUGGUGAUGAGACAUGUCGCAGGCGUCUUGGAGAAAAUGACGAGAAAUUUUGGACACGCUAAACCCUUUCGCCGUGGGGGUUGCGGAGCGAUCUGAGUAACGAGCUGGCAUGUACGGUUCACCCUUGGAUGCCAGUUCCCUCAGGCAAGUCCUGUGUCUCGGCAUUGAGAUUCUGUACCAUCAAGAUUAUUGUCGACCAGGCAACCUCACCGCCCUAACAAUGUAAGCCUGGGGUCGUACAAGGUUUCCUUACUUUUUCCCACUGAAAUCGAUUCUCAAGAAUGACGGGACUGGAUUGCGACAUGACGCAGAUGAGAUGAGAUGAGACAUGACAGGAUCAGACAAGAACUGUCUCUGACCCAGGAUUCUGGGAUUAUGGCACGCAUACCUGGGCUGAGAUGAGAUGAGACGGAACUUUCCUUUCUUUUUUUCUCGAACCGGAGCGAGCCGGGUGGAGGG
This is a messenger RNA of Cadophora gregata, 3408 nucleotides long. RefSeq lists its product as uncharacterized. Gene Ontology annotation, molecular function: methyltransferase activity. The record is from RefSeq and is a predicted model, not a curated record. Lineage: Eukaryota; Fungi; Ascomycota; Leotiomycetes; Helotiales; Ploettnerulaceae. Bases 731 to 1666 code for a protein of 311 amino acids. The transcript has 6 exons.